AUCACUCAUCACCACAAAUAUCGAAAACAAACAAAAAAUCAGUAAUGGCUUGUCCUUUGUAUCCGUCUAACAAUCCUUCAUCUUCAGUUGUGGUGACACGAGACGAGUUCAAUGCUUUUCACACAAUCGACAGAACCUUGUUCAGUCGUCUUGUCUUCCAUCUAAACCGAGACGUGGACCAGUCGUUUCUAGCGAUGUGUUUUCUCAUGUUCCUCGAGCAAUCUGGCUAUGCCCGUGACGUUAUCGCGUAUAUUGUCUCGUUACCAGACGCUUUCGUUGACGCGGUGGCUAACGAAAUCGGUGUGUGUAUAAAUUUGUUAUACAACCUAGAUUUCGCAUCAACGCUCUUCGCUGCUAACAACGAUGAUAAUUCCGUUAUACCUUUGCUCUUAAGUAUGACUGGAGGGAAGUUUACUCUCAGAUUAAUCAAUCAAGACCGCGAAGUUUUUCGCGUUGGAGUGUCAAAGAUUUGGACCGAUGUUGGCACUCGAGCUUUCACAGAUUUAUGCGAGAGAGCUCACAUGAUCAACAGGGAGAAACUUUUGGCUUUAGAGAGAGAGAAAUUUUUUGAGGACAUGAAGAAACUCAGGUUGAGUCUUCAACAAGAAAACCCUAACAGGUUGAGUUUUCAACAAGAAAACCCUAACAGGUUGAGUGUUCAACAAGUAAAAAUUGCUUCUCCUCCUCCUCGUCGUCCGGUUGAAGACGAAACAAACAAGUUCCAUAAAGAGAAAGAGAUAAUGGAGGCAGAAGAGAAGGAAGCGGUGGUGGCGGCAGAUGAUCGGACGGUUUUCCUGACGUUUUCGAAAGGGUACCCGAUUUCGGAAGCGGAAGUUAGGGUUUACUUUACGAGGAGGUUUGGGGAAGUGAUAGAAUCGGUAGAGAUGCAGGAAGUUGAAGCAAAUGAGCAGCCGUUGUUUGCGAAGAUGGUAUUGAAACUUCAGUGUGCGUCGAUGAUGGACCAGAUUGUGAGUGCGAGAUCUAGAAACAAGUUCACCAUCGAUGGCAAACAUGUUUGGGCUCGUAAGUACGUUCGCAAGAACCCUUACCCAGCUUCGUCCUCUACUCAUAUUUGAGUGUCUCUGAACUUUUUAUUUACAUGUUGACGUUGUCGUUGUCAUUGUCGUUGUUGUUGUUUUUGUUUUUCAAUAAAAUUGUGUCGUCAAU
Messenger RNA from Arabidopsis arenosa, 1167 nucleotides. Lineage: Eukaryota; Viridiplantae; Streptophyta; Magnoliopsida; Brassicales; Brassicaceae. The record is from the annotation of a GenBank genome assembly.